Molecule: messenger RNA, 1353 nt
Organism: Rhizoctonia solani
Lineage: Eukaryota; Fungi; Basidiomycota; Agaricomycetes; Cantharellales; Ceratobasidiaceae
Product: phosphoglycerate mutase family protein
Exons: 10
Coding region: 1-1353 (450 amino acids)
Biological process (GO): glucose catabolic process
Cellular component (GO): cytoplasm
Molecular function (GO): manganese ion binding
Source: RefSeq, a predicted model, not a curated record
AUGGACACUAUUGCCAAGGACCAUAGUGCUCGUACUUUGCAGGCUCAUGGUCUGGCAGUUGGGCUCAGCGAUGGCCUUAUGGGAAAUUCGGAAGUUGGCCAUUUGAAUAUUGGUGCCGGACGUAUUGUGUGGCAAGACAUUCACGCCAAAGACACCUCCGGGCGCCUUCAUCUACUUGGCCUGGUCUCGGAUGGCGGCGUGCAUUCUCAUAUUAACCAUUUGAAGGCUCUUUUGGAGACCGCCAAGGAAAUUGGCGUGCCCAAGACGAUAAUUCACUUUGUCGGAGAUGGGCGUGAUACUGCACCCCGUUCAUCUUCAAAAUACCUAAAGGAUCUCCUUGAGUUUAUCCAAAAGGAGCAAUAUGGUGAAAUUGGGACUAUUGUUGGACGGUAUUAUGCCAUGGACCGGGAUAAACGUUGGGAGCGGGUCAAAGUCGCCAUUGACGGACUCGUUUCUGGAGAAGGAGAAUCCACCUCUGAUCCGGUUGCGACCAUUGAAGAAAGGUACAAGAAGGACGAAACAGACGAAUUCUUGAAGCCGAUCAUCAUCUUAUCCCACAAGUUAGACAAGGAUACGAUAUUCUUCUUCAACUAUCGCUCGGAUCGUAUGCGUGAAAUUGUAUCUGUGUUUGGUUUACCCGACAAGCCGAUGGAAGUCACCGUUCCUAAGGAUUUGCACAUUACAACCAUGUCAAGAUACAAUGCCGAGUUUCCCUUCAACAUCGCAUUCCCUCCGCAAGCAAUGACCAACGUCUUGGCCGAAUGGCUCGCGAAAAAGGGUCUUAAGCAGUGUCACAUUGCUGAAACCGAGAAAUACGCCCACGUUACGUUCUUCUUCAACGGCGGUGUCGAGAAACAAUUCGAACAGGAGGAACGAGAGCUAAUACCAUCCCCUAAGGUCGCGACUUAUGACAAACAGCCCGAGAUGAGUGCCCAGGGCGUUGCUGAUAAAGUUGCCGAGACUGUCGCUGGAGGCAAGUAUGACUUUGUUGGACAUACCGGAGUGUAUGAAGCAGCAGUUCAAGCCAUCACUGCAACUGACAAGGCUGUCAAGACCGUAUAUGAUGCCUGUCAGAAAGCCGGCUAUGUUCUUGCCAUCACGGCAGACCAUGGAAAUGCCGAACAGAUGAUUAAUCCUGAAACUGGCAACCCUCAUACAGCACAUACGACCAACCCUGUGCCUUUUAUCAUUACCGGUGACCCAUCCAAGUACGGUUUGGUGGGUGAUGAAGAGGACGGUGAAGAUGAAGAGGGUAAGGGCGCCUUGGCAGACGUCGCCCCCACUAUCCUGGAUCUCAUGGGACUGGACAAGCCAGAGGAUAUGAGUGGCCGGUCGCUCCUUUUGCGUAAAUAA